UUAAUUGAAAUGGUGCUGAUGAUUAUUCGAAAAUGAAGAGAUAGCGGCAACUUAAUACUCAAAACGUGCACCCACCAUUUUUCAAUUAUCCGCAAUUUAACUGACUUCCCAUUUUGGUAAAUGUGAGCAUCCGUAACCUUUAUGCAAACUUUAUAUAGAUUAUUUGGGUGUUUUUAAACAAUUUAAACAUUUUACAGCUAUCGUUCUUUUCUGUCAUUUUUUCUUUGUAUUUAUAAACUUACUUAACCUGUGACGUGUCUGUACAAAUACAAAAGAACGCGUCGAAUUACAUUCGCUCUUUUUACCAUUCAGUUACGAGUUUACGUCAUUCUUUUGCUUAUCAUAUUCAAUACAGUCACUCAUUCUAUCGAUCGCCAAAUUACACAAAAAAACCUCAAUUCCUGCGUUGUGGGUAGAAAACAUGGUGCAAGACGACAAACUAGAGCUGAAGACAGAGUUUGAACAGGAGGAGGAAAUUUACUGCUGCGAGGAUUUCAGAAAAGCCGAUCCUCCACUUUGCAAAGUGUGCGGUGAUAUUGCUUCCGGAAAACACUAUGGCACUUUGUCGUGUGAGGGGUGCAAGGCUUUUUUUAAACGAUCGAUCAAGAGCAAACCAACUACCGAGUGCAAGCAAUUGUCUAAGAGAGCCCAGAAACCUCCGGUACGAAUUGUAAAUGGCCAAACAAAAUGCGUGAUUGACAAGCAUACGAGAAAUGAUUGCCAAAAGUGUAGAUACGAGUUGUGUGUCGAAAAUGGAAUGAGUAAAAAUAAUCUCUCUAAGUACAAAAGCAAUAAAGCCAAAAGAGUAAAAAUCGAUCAUUCAGCACCAUCUUCAUCUUCGGCAGGAUCCAGUGCGGAGGGCCAGCCAAGUGUCGAAGAAUUCGACGAGUGUGCGAAAAACGAGGCUGAUACUGAUCUUUGUAGCGAUGACUUGCAGUUAAUUGGGGAACUGACUAGUAUCGAAGCAGACAAGAUCCCUCAAGACCUGCCGAUGCCAGACGGAGAACUGCCUUCUUCAGUCAAUCAAGAAAAAGCGGUUCUGUUUUUAUCAGCUUAUGAGGAAUUGAAAGAUGUGAUUCAAUGGGCCAGGAAAGUUCCAGACUUUGUGGAAAUUCCGCCAGUUGAUCAAAGCUCCAUACUAAAAAAUUGUUUCCUGGACAUCGUCGUACUGCGAUUGGCUUGGCGUUCGGCUGCCUGCGACAACAAAAUCCGGUUUACAAUCGGGAAGUUUUUAUCAAUUGAUGAAGGUCGCGAAAUUGGCAUGGAUAUGGAACUUUUAGAGAUGACACUAUUCUACAUACAACAUGUCAAGGGAAUAGGUUUGGAUAUGACUGAGUUUUCUCUCCUACAAGUUAUACUUUUGACGUUUGCUCGGUGCGAAAACAUUCAAGGCACCAGUCAAAUAAUUGCUACUAGGAUCCAGAACCGAGUGAUGAGAGUUCUGCGAGAUUACGUCAAGAGUAAGUUUCCGAAUCAACCCCUGAGGUAUUGCAAAAUCAUUCAACUAAUAUCAUCAAUUCGAGGAAUUAGCAUCAAGGCAAUGGACGCUUUCUUAUCAGACGCUGUUAAUGGUAUUAUAUUGCUGAAUGAACAUGUUGUGUCCAUGGUUACGUAAAUUUUUUGAAAUAACUUUAUUGAUUUCGACAAAUUACUACUUGACUUCAAACGUUUUAUAAAUCUAAGUCUUGUGAACUCUCAUAAAUGAACGUUUUGGAAAAUUUUUUAUCAUUGUCAUUACUUAAGUACUUAUGCAUGAUGUAUUUAAAAAGCAAUAUUCGCUGUGCGAAGGCAUGCUAUUGAUAUUGUAUGAGCGAACUGCUGAAAUAAAUUUCGCAAAAGUUUCGUAGAAA
This is a messenger RNA of Symsagittifera roscoffensis, 1850 nucleotides long. Its product is annotated as estrogen receptor beta-like. The coding region runs from base 422 to 1615 and encodes 397 amino acids. The transcript has 2 exons. The record is from RefSeq and is a predicted model, not a curated record. Gene Ontology annotation, molecular function: zinc ion binding; nuclear receptor activity; estrogen response element binding. Gene Ontology annotation, cellular component: nucleus; chromatin. Gene Ontology annotation, biological process: regulation of transcription by RNA polymerase II. Lineage: Eukaryota; Metazoa; Xenacoelomorpha; Acoela; Convolutidae.